GAGGAGGUUACAUACUGGCAUUGGUAGGAUACAGAGCUUCUCCAAACCAGAUAUCAAUCUGGACGCAGAGCAGGACUGCAUGCAGUGCUCCGAGCUCCCAGAAUAACUGUGCAAAGGAUGGCUUAAAAGAGAGACUUUUGGAUUAUAAACCCACAGUCAUUUAACCUGAGGGGCAACUCACAAAACCAACUUUCACAGAGUGAGCUGGCAGCAAACUGCACAGAGGAAACCACACUGCACUACCAAACAGCGGAUAUUGGUCCUCCUGUAUCUGUUUUUGUGAUGUGAUCGCUUCUCUGCGCCAAAGUGGCGCUCUAACUUUACGCACGAUGGAGGACUUUUUACGCGAGCAGACUAGUUGGUUGCAGAACGUUUCCUGGAGCAACUCGAGUCGUGCAAAUGCCAGUCACGUAGGAAACACCACAGUGAAUCCUCUGAGACGAAACGAAGACGUGGCCAAAGUGGAGAUCGCCGUCCUGGUCCUUGUGCUGCUGCUGGCUCUCACCGGCAACCUGUGCGUCCUGCUGGCCAUCCACCACACCACCAAGAACAGCCAGUCCCGCAUGUAUUACUUCAUGAAGCACCUGAGCCUCGCAGACCUGUUCGUUGCCAUCUUCCAGGUCUUACCUCAACUCAUCUGGGACAUCACGUUUCGCUUCUACGGACCGGAUCUGCUGUGUAGGCUGGUGAAAUACCUCCAGGUCGUGGGCAUGUUCGCAUCCACUUACAUGCUGGUCCUGAUGUCCAUCGACAGGUGCUUAGCCAUCUGCCAGCCGCUUCGCUCCGUGCACAAGAGAAAGGAUCACCUGUGUGUGAUCGCGUCCUGGAUGCUCAGCCUGAUCUUCAGCACUCCUCAGGCCUACAUCUUUGCCAUGAGGGAUGUGGGGAAAGGUGUGUAUGACUGCUGGGGAGACUUUAUGAUCCCAUGGGGAGCCAAAGCCUACAUCACAUGGAUGAGUCUCAGCAUUUACAUUCUACCUGUGGCGAUUUUAAGCAUCUGCUAUGGCUUGAUCUGUUAUAAAAUAUGGGAGAAUUUCAAUUUGAAAACCAGAAGGGAUCACUUCCUGGCUCUCACCCCGAGGCCCUCUAAAGACGCUCAUGCUCUCUUUCGCGUGAGCAGCGUGAGGCUCAUCUCCAAAGCAAAGAUCCGCACAGUGAAGAUGACUUUUGUGGUGGUUCUUGCCUACAUUGUGUGCUGGACUCCCUUCUUCUUUGUCCAGAUGUGGUCUGCAUGGGAUCCUGCUGCACCAAGAGAAAACGUGGCCUUCAUCAUCUCCAUGUUGCUGGCCAGUCUCAACAGCUGCUGUAACCCCUGGAUCUACAUGUUCUUUGCUGGUCACCUGUUCCAGGACCUGACGCAGUACUUCUUCUGCUGCUGUAGACAGUACCUGACAGCCUCCUCCUGCAGCUGUGAUCGACAAUGCACGCACAAGAGCAACUCGUCCACGUGCGUCAUCAAAGAGUCAGCAGCCAGAGGAGCCUCACACACACAUCCAGCACAGGCGGACCUGGACCCUGAGGGAGCCAGCUGAAAGCCAUCCAGGCUUCCUGUAGUCGAGCCCCCCAUUUCAGCCAUUUAAUCAUCUGCAGCAGCACCGCAGUGGCCAUUGCAACAUUGUUUUCAAAAACAAUGAGCUAAAUAGACACUACUGUGUGUGCCCUUGACUUUCCCGAAA
Molecule: messenger RNA, 1676 nt
Organism: Sebastes umbrosus (honeycomb rockfish)
Lineage: Eukaryota; Metazoa; Chordata; Actinopteri; Perciformes; Sebastidae
Gene: oxtrb
Product: oxytocin receptor like
Biological process (GO): female pregnancy; maternal process involved in parturition; G protein-coupled receptor signaling pathway
Cellular component (GO): membrane
Molecular function (GO): peptide binding; oxytocin receptor activity; vasopressin receptor activity
Source: RefSeq, a predicted model, not a curated record